AUGCCUCACACUAAGUACUACUUCCCCAUCAAGGCUCUGGGCGAGCCCGUCCGCCUGCUGCUCGCGUACGGCGGCGAGGACUGGAAGGACAACAGGGUCGCCCCUGAGGACUGGCCCAAAUUCAAGCCCAAAACCCCAUUCGGGCAGAUGCCAGUGAUGGUGGUUGACGGCAAGCAGUACGCUCAAAGCAUCCCCCUGUCUCGCUACCUGGGCCGCAAGCACGGCCUGGCCGGCUCCAACAUCGAGGAGGACUUCCUUAUCGACCAGAACGUGGAGUUCCUCAACGACAUCAGAUCCAAGUCUGCGCAAGUCCAGUACGAGCCCGACGCGGCUCUCAAGGCCAAGAAGCACGAGGACUUCUCCAAGAACCUGUACCCCGGCAUGCUGGCCAAGCUCGACCAGAUCCUCAAGGAGAACAACGGCCACCUCGCGCUCGGCAAGCUGACCUGGGGCGACUUCGUGUUUGCGGGCAUGUACGCCUACCUUAAGGUGAUGCUGCAGGCGCCCGACCUUGACGAGCGCUUCCCCGCCUUCAAGAAGCUCGAGCAGACCGUCUACUCCCUCCCCAAGGUCAAGGCCUACGCUGACGCCGCGCCCAAGACCGACUAUUAAGGCGAUCGGAACAGUACAAUGUCCCAUCACGCUCCGUCAUCGUUGCGCCAUUUAGGGUCCUAGCUAAAUUGGUUGACAUUACUUACAUGGCCCAAGGUCCUACCUAUAGUACUUAUUCAGUUCGAUGAAAUUUAAAUCAUAUUUAAUUGGAACAGAGCCGCAUUUGUUUUGAUUCGUUCAAUUUUCAAACAAAACAAAAAUCAACUCUAUUCCCUGCGUUAAAGGUUCAAAUUUCAGUAGGAAAUUCUGGAUUUCUCUUUUGUAUGGUUGGGCCUUAGGAGGAUAAAGAAUUUCCAAUUUAGCAAGAACCAGCACCGAUCAGAUAUUUUUAUAUUUUUUGUCACGUCGCCUGAAAGCACAAUGCUACAGGUAUAGAAAUAUGAGAUCACCGAGUAAAUAAACACGUGCUCUUAAAAUUAACACGUGAUAAACAUAAGAUAUAUUUAUUACCCAAUAUUAAACUUUCGUGAGACAUAUUUUAAAUUGUUUAUACGACAACGGUUUCACUCACUUGAAUUUUUUGUCGCUAUUGCUAAUAGCAAUAGUAUUUUAAGUCGCCAAUAGCGACUAAAAAUUUAAGUGAGUGAAACCGUUGUCGUAUAAACAAUUUUAUAUUUAUUACCCUCGAAUUUCUAUCAGUUUGGAUUUCUAUCUAACUGUUCCGAAUUUGUGGUUCAACGUUCCAGUACGAGUAUUAGUCUUGCAUUUGAAGAUCACUGUGUUAAGUUAUGUAGUAUUAUAUUUUAAGGAUAUGUUAUGUGUGUAGCCUGAGCAGUAAUGUUAUCUUUUUAAGUUAAAUACAGCUGAAUAUUUUUA
This is a messenger RNA of Cydia fagiglandana, 1428 nucleotides long. RefSeq names its product glutathione S-transferase 2-like. NCBI's taxonomy places the organism in Eukaryota, Metazoa, Arthropoda, Insecta, Lepidoptera, Tortricidae. Gene Ontology annotation, molecular function: glutathione transferase activity. The record is from RefSeq and is a predicted model, not a curated record. Bases 1 to 612 code for a protein of 203 amino acids. The transcript has 4 exons. Gene Ontology annotation, biological process: glutathione metabolic process.